ACUCUUAACAAACUAGGCUUUGUGAAUCUAAACUAAAUAACGACUCAAACAACCAAACUUCCAAAAAAAAAUCAGUGAAAAAUCUCUUCAGAUUCGAAAAUGAGCUCCACCGGCCAAAGCGGCGGCGGCGGAGGCGGAAGCGGAGCCGGAGCCACCGGAGGAUCCCAUUCCUUAGCUUUCAGAGUAAUGAGACUAUGCAGACCUUCAUUCCAUUCCGAUCCAGUCCCACUCCGUCUCGACCCAACCGAUCUCCUCGUAGGCGAAGACAUAUUCGACGAUCCAAUCGCCGCCUUCCAACUCCCUCGUCUUCUCCCUUCUCUAUCCUCCUCCACCGUCGAUUCCGAUCUCACCUACCGUUCUAGAUUCCUCCUCCCUGAUCUCUCCGACUCAAUCGGUCUCUCUGGACUCCUCGUUCUUCCUCAAGCUUUUGGAGCUAUUUAUUUGGGCGAAACAUUCUGUAGCUAUAUUAGUAUCAAUAACAGCUCUAGUUUUGAAGUUAGGGAUGUGAUUAUUAAGGCGGAAAUUCAAACUGAGAGACAGAGGAUUCUGCUUUUGGAUACUUCGAAAUCUCCGGUUGAGUCUAUUCGAGCUGGAGGAAGAUAUGAUUUCAUUGUUGAACAUGAUGUCAAGGAACUUGGACCUCACACGUUGGUUUGCACUGCAUUGUACAAUGAUGGUGAUGGUGAGCGUAAAUAUCUUCCCCAGUUCUUCAAAUUCAUCGUUGCUAAUCCUUUGUCAGUUAGGACUAAGGUCCGUGUUGUUAAGGAAGCUACAUUUUUGGAAGCUUGUAUUGAAAACCAUACAAAAUCAAACCUUUUCAUGGAUCAAGUUGAGUUUGAACCAGCUCCGAAUUGGACUGCCAAAAUACUAAUGGCAGACGAGCACCCCAUUGAGAGUAAUUCUCAAGCAAGCGAAAUAAUUAAGACACCAGUUCUUGUCAAAUCUGGAGGAGGAAUCUAUAACUAUCUUUAUCAGUUAAAACAGUCAUCUACUGAUUCUGCACAGAUUAAAGUUGAGGGAAGUAAUGUUCUUGGUAAGCUUCAGAUAACAUGGCGAACUAAUCUGGGCGAACCUGGUCGACUACAAACCCAGCAAAUUUUGGGCAGCGCUAUAACACACAAGGAGAUCGAAUUCCAAGUUGUCGAAGUUCCAUCUGUUGUCAUCUUGGAAAGACCCUUUUUGCUACAUUUGCAUCUGACUAACCAAACAGAUAAAGAACUUGGGCCAUUUGAAGUUUGGCUAUCACAAGAUGGUUUGGACGCCGAUCGAGUCAUUGUGUUUAACGGUCUUCAAAAAGUGGUUUUACCGAGACUUAAACCGCUUGCUUCUUCAACUUUUUCUCUGAACCUCAUUGCUACUAAACUCGGAGUUCAGAAAAUUACUGGGAUUACAUUAUUCGACGCAAUAGAAAAGAAAUCUUAUGACCCUUUACAAGACUUAGAGAUUUUUGUCGAUUUGGACUAAUUUUCGAGUAGAUUCAUCUGCCUCGGCCUGCAUAGUUGGCGCUCGGGACUGAGCUAUCAAUGGAGCCAAAUAUUUUCUUGCUUUGCUGCUUGCUUAUGAGCUUUGAUGAGUAUAAAUCUAUUCCCUACACUCAACUCAAAUUCUGUGUUUUUUUCAAUCAUUUUCAAUUAGAAGGGUAAUUUGGUCAUUUUUUCAUGUCCAUUACUUUAGAGCUAAUACAUAGUUUUAUAAUAACUGAUUAAAUUAAACAAGCUUGUAAAUUAUUAUUAUAUAAAAUAGUUUUUUUUUUUUUCUUUUACAAUCUUGUAAACAUUUAUUUACUUUAUUAGUAUUAUUUCUCCUA
Molecule: messenger RNA, 1807 nt
Organism: Cannabis sativa
Lineage: Eukaryota; Viridiplantae; Streptophyta; Magnoliopsida; Rosales; Cannabaceae
Exons: 11
Coding region: 100-1464 (454 amino acids)
Cellular component (GO): TRAPPIII protein complex
Source: RefSeq, a predicted model, not a curated record